This is a messenger RNA of Oikopleura dioica, 225 nucleotides long. NCBI's taxonomy places the organism in Eukaryota, Metazoa, Chordata, Appendicularia, Copelata, Oikopleuridae. The record is from the annotation of a GenBank genome assembly.
AUGGUUUUGGUUGACGCUCUAUCAAGCGACGGGCCAAGUAAAGAAAGUUUCACGACUUGGCACGAUGUUUACUCAAGAUUCUCGGAACAAAUCGGACCCCUCGCUGUGAGAGAAUCUGAACUAAAAGACAAGAAUAGUCACGAUACGACACAGCUGCUCAGAAUGCAUCACUUGGUCGGGCUGCUGGAAAUGAUGAUUCAGGAGAACUUGGUCGAUGCCGAAUAA